GGUACGUUCAACUAAACGAAAAGAAGAAGAAGAGAAUGAAACGAGAACACGAUGCGGCGGAGCUGACACACGAUCUCACGCUCGCGGGCGUGAGUUCGUCUCCGCCGGGAUGCAAGCGGCGCAGGGUAAACGGGAACGAGCACGGCCUACCCGAUCACGCUUCUGUGGUGGAAGAAAUCGAAGAGGUGCACGAGUACCAGACGAUUCUCUUGCGAUUUCCUUGCUUUGACUUCUUUCGGAAUGUCCACCUAUGCGAGAUGGCGGGCGAUGAUCUCGGAAAGCCGGCAAGCAGUUCCACAGCGCUGGCCGCACCUGAGACUCGCACCCGUGGUGAGGCGAAGUUUGCACCGGAGGCCCUCCAGUUUCUGACCCACACCCUCGACACGGACACCCCAAUUGCGGUGCUCAAUCGCGGCGCGGCGAGCGAAAUGGUCUUUGAAGGUCAGUGGUGUGAGGUCAGCGGCGAUGGCACCGCCGUCACCAAUCGGGCUGUGGUGCACCUCGCGUCUGAAGCGGCAGGGCCGUUGACACAGACAUCAGAGGUGCCGUCUGCCGUUGCCGCCUCUUCAUCUUCCGCUUCUUCUGCCCGGGAGACGUCUUCAGCGGUUGCCAGUCUCCUCCCGCACGCGGUAGCUGGCGUGACGGCGGACGAGGAGCGACGCGCGCGCACAGAGCAGCUGCAAGGCUGGGUGUAUGACCGGGUAGACGUUCCAUCUGCUGUGCUUGUGAUGCAGCGAGUGCGCUGA
Molecule: messenger RNA, 746 nt
Organism: Leptomonas pyrrhocoris
Lineage: Eukaryota; Euglenozoa; Kinetoplastea; Trypanosomatida; Trypanosomatidae
Exons: 1
Coding region: 36-746 (236 amino acids)
Source: RefSeq, a predicted model, not a curated record